AAGACCAAGGAGGUCAUCGUUGACUUCAGGAAGCACCGGUCCAGCCACACUUCACUCUUCAUCAACGGCACAGCGGUGGAGAUGACGUCUGUGAAGAACAUCUUCUCCCUGAGCAACAGAAGUGGAGCUUCAGGAUGGAGCCACAGCCCUCCCACAUUAAAAAGGAAAAGAAACACCCACUGAUCCCCCAUUUUAAAGCGGAAGAGGAUGACCCACUGACCACUCACAUCAAAGAGGAAGAGGAGGACUCAUUGACCCCCAAUUUUAAAAAGGAAGAGGAGAAGCCACUAAUAACCCAUUUUAAAGAGGAAGAGGGGGACCCACUGACACCCCAUUUUAAAAAGGAAGCGGUGGAUCCACUGAGCCCUCACAUUAGAGAGGAAGAGGAGGAAGAGGGCAUCAGUGAGCCUAAAUGGUUGGAGGAGUUCCCAGUGACUGGUGUCCCUGUGAAGAGUGAAGAUGAUGAGGUGAAAGGUGAAAGUGAGGAGAGGGGAGGGGGGGAGCCUCCAAGCAGCAGCUCAACACAACACAUGACAACAGAAGCUGAUGGAGACCACUGUGGAGGAUCACAAGCAGACAAGCUCUUAGCUCCACUAUCAGAUAGUGAGGACACAACGUCACACUCUCCUGACACUGAUGAUGAAGACUCUAAAGAUGAUAAGACAUGUCACACUGACAACACUCACUUCACAUCUUCUCACUCUCACAAAACUUUUAAAUACCAUUGUCGUCUGAAAACACACAUGAGAAUACACACUGGAGAAAAACUUUUUUCAUGUUCAAACUGCGGUAAACAUUUUACUCAGAGGCCAGAUUUAAAAGUACACAUGAGAACACACACUGGAGAAAAACCUUUUUCAUGUUCUAUCAGUGGUAAAGAUUUUACUCAGAGGCCACAUUUGAAAGUACACGUGAGAACACACACUGGAGAAAAACCUUUUACAUGUUCAGUAUGUUGUAAAAGUUUUUUACAAAGUCAGCAUUUGAAAAGACACAUGAGAAGACACCCAGGAGAGAAAGUGUUGAGUUGCAGUGUGUGUGGUGAAAGAUUGUCUUCUAAGUACCAGUGUAAGAAACACAAGUGUGCUGGUGAGAACAGCAGCAGCAAAUGAAACUGCAGGAUUUGAAAUAAACUGUCAAGACUUUAACUUUGACCUUCUAAAAACAUCAGCACAUAGUUUCUAAGAUUUAUAGAUGAGGUAUUUUAGAUUAUUGCCUUUUUUCAGUCAAGUACUACACAUGACAAGUGUUUUUUAAAGUUGUUCAUGAUUUAUCCCCCUUUUUUAGAAUUCCUCAAACAUUAUCAAUUUCAGAAAACAUGGGAACGUUUGGAAUGUUUGGGAAAAGUUAAUUAUGUACAUCAUCCCACAGAGCUUUACUGUACAUCCAUCCAUUUGUUCUACCACUUGUCUCUUUCAUUUCGUAUGUAUAGCAUUUAAUCACAUACUUGUCCGCCAAAGGGUGUUGCGUUUUGGAGGAACUCCUUCUGUCAGAGUGCUGUUCACACUUCUUUUACUGCGGAAAUCUACUCACAAAAACAAUCCAAACAGUAGGUAACAAAAAACGAUGGUGCGAAAAAGAGAAGACUAAAUGUGCAUUUUGGAAAAAAUAACAAAAGCUACUUCUAUACACAAAUAAAGUCAACUUGGUUUGGAGUUACAAGACGUGCACACUACAAAACAACACCAAGAUGGAUGGCACUGGGAAUGGCCAAGGUAGCAAAAUACUCAAAGCAUGGAAUCAACUGGCGUGUAGUGGAAUCGCCGAGUGCCAUCCAGCUGUCAAGGUGCUGCUUAAGUAGCACCAGGGUCAAUUGGAAGCAGCUGUGCACGUCCCACAACUCCGCCCACAAAGGCAACACAGGAACUCUAGGAGGAAGGAGAAAUGUAAGAACAAGGUCAACUGCACCAAAAGACGAAAACUGACUGUUGGAGCCAAAUUUCCUUAUUUGCUUGUAUUGUUUUUAUUUUGCUUUCUCUGAUUGAUAGCUGGCUUCAGUUCAUGCUGAAUUUCCCUUUCUGCAGAUUGCUCCGCCCACUUCCUGUUGAGAACCAGGAAGUGUUGACAGGGUUGGGACUGUUGCUAUGGUGUGGUUGCCAUGGUAGCCUCCUUUAAUUGUGUUCAGCUGGGAACACUGGGGGGUGAUUGCAUGGAGGACAAACAGUUUUGGAGCGUGUGGUGUGGUGUGUGGUCAGGUCUCACUGCUGUGACAAUGUGCCAUUCAAGGUCAGCAUACAUAAUGUUCUAGAACCUACUUUUCAUUUCAUUUUGAUAGCUUGGAAUAAAGGGAUUGUCAUAUCCAAACACAUUUCUA
Nerophis ophidion (straightnose pipefish) is the source of this 2314-nucleotide messenger RNA. RefSeq names its product zinc finger protein 25-like. The transcript has 2 exons. Bases 135 to 1112 code for a protein of 325 amino acids. Gene Ontology annotation, biological process: regulation of transcription by RNA polymerase II. The record is from RefSeq and is a predicted model, not a curated record. Gene Ontology annotation, molecular function: RNA polymerase II cis-regulatory region sequence-specific DNA binding; DNA-binding transcription factor activity. Lineage: Eukaryota; Metazoa; Chordata; Actinopteri; Syngnathiformes; Syngnathidae.